CCUCUCAUCUGCCAUUUGCCCUUCCAGACGGGAUUGUAAACCGAGAGAGUUCAGGAAGGCUGUGCGAAAGCAGAAGGAAUUUCCUCUCUUCGGGGUUUGGCUUUUUUUUUUUUUUUUACCCCCCUUUUAUUUUUUCUCCCGCCGGCUCGAACCGUGUCUUGCCCAGGUAUGCCUGCCUCACUGCAGCACCUUGUGCUGGUGCUCCUGCUCUCCAGUGCCACCCUGCUGCUCGGCACUGCGGCUGCUACACAGAAUGAAGAGCGGCUGUGUGCAUUUAAAGACCCAUAUCAGCAGGACCAUGGCAUCAGUGAGAGCCGCAUCUCCCAGGAGAAUGGCACCAUUUUGUGCAUGAAAGGUAGUACCUGCUAUGGACUUUGGGAAAAAACACGAGAAGGAGACAUACAUCUUGUAAAACAAGGUUGCUGGUCUCAUAUAGGAGACCCACAGGAGUGUCACUUUGAAGAGUGCAUAGUUACAACCACCCCGUCCUUGAUUCAGAAUGGAACAUACCGCUUCUGCUGCUGUAGUACGGACUUGUGUAAUGUCAACUUCACAGAAAACUUCCCACCUCCUGACCCUACUGAUACAACACCUUACAAUUCUUCUCAUUCUUUUCAUCGAGAUGAGACCAUUGUUAUUGCCCUGGCAUCUGUGUCUGUACUGGCUGUUCUGAUAGCUGCUCUGUUCUUUGGAUACAGGAUGCUUGCAGGAGACCGUAAACAAGGUUUGCACAGUAUGAACAUGAUGGAGGCAGCAGCAUCAGAGCCCUCACUGGAUCUGGAUAAUCUAAAGUUGUUAGAGUUGAUUGGCCGGGGGCGAUAUGGAGCAGUGUACAAAGGUUCCCUAGAUGAACGUCCAGUUGCUGUGAAAGUAUUUUCUUUUGCCAAUCGUCAGAACUUUGUCAAUGAGAGGAACAUUUACAGGAUUCCACUGAUGGAACACGAGAACAUCGCCCGCUUCAUUGUGGGGGAUGAGAGAUUCACUGCAGACGGCCGGAUGGAGUAUUUAUUGGUGAUGGAAUAUUACCCCAAUGGUUCUUUGUGCAAAUAUUUGAGUCUCCACACAAGUGACUGGGUGAGCUCCUGUCGUUUGGCUCACUCCAUAACUCGGGGCUUGGCGUACCUGCACACGGAGCUGCCUCGAGGAGACCAUUACAAACCUGCAAUAUCCCAUCGUGACUUGAACAGCCGCAAUGUGCUGGUGAAGAAUGAUGGAACGUGUGUCAUCAGUGAUUUUGGGCUCUCCAUGAAGUUAACUGGCAACAGACUGGUACGACCCGGUGAGGAAGACAACGCUGCCAUUAGUGAGGUCGGUACGAUCCGCUACAUGGCCCCAGAAGUGCUUGAAGGAGCAGUGAACUUGAGGGACUGUGAAUCUGCUUUGAAACAAGUAGAUAUGUAUGCGCUGGGCCUGAUCUACUGGGAGAUCUUCAUGAGAUGCACAGACCUCUUCCCAGGGGAAUCUGUGCCAGAGUACCAGAUGGCUUUCCAGACUGAAGUCGGAAACCAUCCCACUUUUGAAGAUAUGCAAGUCUUGGUGUCUAGAGAGAAGCAAAGACCAAAAUUCCCUGAAGCAUGGAAGGAGAACAGCCUGGCUGUGAGGUCACUUAAAGAAACAAUUGAAGACUGUUGGGAUCAAGAUGCAGAAGCUCGACUAACAGCACAGUGUGCUGAGGAGAGAAUGGCAGAGCUCAUGAUGAUCUGGGAGAGGAAUAAAUCAGUUAGCCCAACAGUCAAUCCUAUGUCAACUGCCAUGCAAAAUGAGAGGAAUCUGUCGCAUCAUAGACGUGUAUCAAAGAUAAGGCCAUAUCCAGAUUAUUCUUCCUCUUCCUACAUUGAAGAUUCAAUCCACCACACUGACAGCAUAGUAAAGAACAUUUCUUCUGAACAUUCAAUGUCCACUACACCAUUGACUUCAGGGGAGAAGAAUAGAAACUCCAUUAACUAUGAGCGGCAGCAAGCACAAGCUCGCAUCCCUAGUCCCGAGACAAGUGUCACCAGUUUGUCCACCACCAAUACAACUGGCCUCACUCCCAGCACUGGCAUGACCACCAUAUCCGAAAUGCCUUACUCGGAUGAGACAAACUUACACACUACAAAUGUCAUGCAGCCGGGUGGGCCCACCCCCGUUUGUCUGCAGCUAACAGAGGAGGACUUGGAGACAAAUAAACUGGAUCCAAAAGAAGUGGAUAAGAACCUGAAAGAAAGCUCUGAUGAGAAUCUGAUGGAACAUUCACUUAAGCAGUUUAGUGGGCCAGAUCCACUGAGCAGCACUAGUUCCAGCUUGCUUUAUCCACUGAUAAAACUUGCAGUAGAGGUGACAGGGCAGCAGGACUUCACACAAGCUACCAACGGUCAGGCGUGUUUGAUUCCGGAUGUCCCAUCUGCUCAGGUCUAUCCUCUACCCAAGCAACAGAACCUUCCGAAGAGGCCUACCAGCCUCCCUCUAAACACCAAAAAUUCAGCAAAGGAGCCACGGUUAAAAUUUGGUGGCAAGCACAAAUCAAACUUGAAGCAGGUGGAAACGGGCGUUGCCAAGAUGAACACUAUCAAUGCUGCAGAGCCUCACGUGGUGACGGUCACCAUGAAUGGAGUGGCCGGGAGGAGCCACGGCAUAAACUCUCACGCUGGCACAACGCAGUAUGCCAAUGGCACGGUGCCCUCUGGCCAGACCAGCAGCUCGGUAGCGCAGAGGGCCCAGGAAAUGCUUCAGAACCAGUUCAGUGGGGAGGACAGUCGGCUGAACAUCAACUCCAGUCCCGACGAGCACGAGCCCUUGCUGAGGCGGGAGCAGCAGGUUGGCCACGACGAAGGUGUUCUGGACCGCCUGGUGGACAGGAGGGAGCGACCGCUGGACAACGGCCGGACGAACGCCAACAACAACAACAGCAAUCCGUGUGCAGACACGGCUGCAGCCAGUGUCCAGAGUGUAGUGAGGAAUCCCGGCCAGACCCAGACCAGAAGAGCACAGAGGCCCAAUUCGCUGGAUCUGUCAGCCACAAGUAGUUUGGAUAGCAGUAGUAUGCAGUUAGGUGACUCCUCACAGGAUGGCAAAUCAGGCUCAGGAGAGAAGAUCAAGAAACGUGUGAAGACGCCGUACUCGCUGAAGCGGUGGCGUCCGUCCACGUGGGUCAUCUCCACGGAGCCGCUGCACUGCGAGGUCAACAACAACGGCAGCGAGCAGGCAGUGCCCCCCAAAUCCAGCACUGCUGUGUACCUUGCAGAGGGGGGCACUGCCACCACCAUGGUCUCUAAGGACGCAGGGGUGAACUGCCUGUGAAACGCUUCAAAAGCCAACCUUUGUUUUGCAUUAUUUGAAACAAACAUGCAGAAGACAUUUUAAAAAACUGCUUUCUCCUCCUGUCAGCAACCCCUACCAAGGACUCGCUUUAAAUAGAUUUCAGCUAUGCAGAAAAUUUUUAGCUUAUGCUUCCAUAUUUUUUUAUUUUGUUUUAUUUUUUGAACGUUUUUGCACUUUUAUUUAGUAUCGCUAAAGUUAAGUCUGUCUGUUUUGACCACGGAAUAUAUAUAUGUGUAUCAAAGAUGUGGUCUCAAAAUAUUUUUUUAAAAAAAGUAACAAAAAAAAGUAUUGCUGAUAAUCAGUUUGGACCAGUUUCUUAAGGUCACUAAGAACAUAAGCAGACUAUAAGACAGGUUUGACUGCAGUGGUGUCUUGUAACCAUGUUUUGAUUUCUGUGCAUAAGCUAGUCUGUAUAUUUCUAUGUUACAAAGUGUAUUCUCUUUUGAACCCCUUAUUUUCCUUGUGUCAUGUUGAAAUGUGCAAUAGUCUAUAGUUCACAGUAGGCUUUAUUGAAAAGUGUGUUUCUAAAACUACCACAUGUUCCCAUUUUUGUAUUUGUUAAUUUUUCCUUGACAGUUGAGCAGUCAGCCAGUCAUGACAGUGAACUUUGCACAUCGUAGCCAGCUUGAAGCAGCUGCCAAUAUCACAUUGUGCUCGGAGGUGACAGUGCAUGAAUUUUCCCCAACUUGAAAGGGCUUUAAAAAAGGAACAAAAAAAAAGAAUCUGAGCUCUGUACCUUUCUUUUGAUCCUCCCUAAUCAAAAUGUGUUUCCUUUAUAGUAGUAGAUGCCAGCCUGUGAAGCUGAGUAACAAAAUGUUGAACAAA
Passer montanus (Eurasian tree sparrow) is the source of this 4125-nucleotide messenger RNA. It is a transcript of the gene BMPR2, whose product is annotated as bone morphogenetic protein receptor type 2. Gene Ontology annotation, cellular component: signaling receptor complex; plasma membrane. Gene Ontology annotation, molecular function: transforming growth factor beta receptor activity; ATP binding. The record is from RefSeq and is a predicted model, not a curated record. The coding region runs from base 169 to 3279 and encodes 1036 amino acids. Lineage: Eukaryota; Metazoa; Chordata; Aves; Passeriformes; Passeridae. Gene Ontology annotation, biological process: BMP signaling pathway; cellular response to growth factor stimulus; protein phosphorylation. The transcript is spliced from 13 exons.